Messenger RNA from Anopheles darlingi, 2314 nucleotides. RefSeq names its product protein disulfide-isomerase A5. Gene Ontology annotation, molecular function: protein disulfide isomerase activity. Gene Ontology annotation, cellular component: endoplasmic reticulum. Bases 139 to 2055 code for a protein of 638 amino acids. Gene Ontology annotation, biological process: protein folding. The record is from RefSeq and is a predicted model, not a curated record. NCBI's taxonomy places the organism in Eukaryota, Metazoa, Arthropoda, Insecta, Diptera, Culicidae. The transcript is spliced from 6 exons.
GCCUCAUUAUUUAAGGGCUUAAGGAUAAUCGAAAGGAAUCACCGGGUGGCACGGAAAAGUUGGAACUUGUUUAGACCAAACUCAAAAAGUGCAGCAACAGUGGAGAAAUAAUCUGUUUUUUAGCAAUACUGUUUUUCAAUGAAAUGCAAAAUGAGGCUGAUUCUGUAUAUCUUUAUUGCCGCAAUGGGCGUUUCGUGCCUCGUACAUUCCAAAACACAGAAAAGCGCCGUGAUUGACAGUAUUACCGAAAUGAAGGACCUGAAGAAACUGUUCCGUACGAAAACCAACGUCCUUAUUCUGUUUUUUGUCGGCAUUAAGGAGAAUAUGGGGAUCAUCUCGUCCUUCCGCGAAGCCGCCGAAACAGUAAAAGGGCAAGGUACGCUUGUCCAAUUUGACUGCAAAAAUUCAGAGGUAAAAAAAAUUUGUAAAAAGCUAAAGGCACAGCCCGCUUCCUUUGUGCUGAAGCACUUCAAAGAUGGUGACUAUCACAAGGACUACGAUCGUCAGACAACCGCGACCAGUAUUGUGAACUUUAUGCGAGAUCCUACCGGUGAUCUGCCAUGGGAAGAAGACCCGGUCGGGGCGGAUGUAGUACAUGUUCCGGAUGCGGUGGCGUUAGGAAAGUUCCUUAGAAAAGAAAUGAAACCAACGCUUGUUAUGUUCUACGCUCCAUGGUGUGGAUUUUGCAAAACGUUGAAGCCGGAAUUCUCUGGCGCUGCAACGGAUCUGAAGGGUCGCUACGUUUUGGCAGCAAUCGACGUUAAUCGGCCCGAAAACUCCAUCAUCCGCAAGCAGUACAACAUCACCGGAUUUCCAACAUUGCUUUACUAUGAAAACGGCCGUAUGAAACACACAUUCGAAGGGGAGAACAAUCGUGCCGGAAUUGUGGCUUUUAUGAAAAACCCAUCAGCCCCACCUCCCCCCAAACAAAAGGAGCAAGAUUGGUCUUCCGAAAGUAGUUCAGAGAUAGUGCACCUUACGUCAAGUAAUUUUGAACCAGCUCUCAAAGACGAACGAUCUGUGCUGGUGAUGUUCUACGCACCAUGGUGUGGUCACUGCAAAAAGAUGAAACCAGAGUACGAAAAAGCCGCUGAAAUUAUGAAAGCGAAAAAUAUUCCGGGUGUACUGGCCGCUUUGGAUGCCACAAAAGAGCCAUCAAUUGGCCAACAGUUCGGGGUUAAAGGUUAUCCCACGGUCAAGUACUUCAGCAAUGGAGAUUUCAAAUUCGAUGUUAACGUACGCGAAGCGAAUAAAAUUAUCGAAUUCAUGCAGAACCCCACGGAACCACCACCACCACCAGCCCCGGAAGCUCCAUGGGAGGAUGAACCAUCCGACGUAGUCCAUCUGAACGAUGAAUCCUUCAAACCUUUUUUGAAAAAAAAGAAACACGUUUUAGUGAUGUUUUAUGCCCCUUGGUGUGGCCACUGUAAACGGGCAAAGCCAGAAUACACGCGAGCCGCGGAACAUUUUAAGGAUGAUCCCAAAACAGAGCUUGCAGCGGUUGAUUGCACUCGUUACAGUACGCUUUGUGCAUCAUUUGAAGUUCGUGGAUAUCCGACUAUCAAAUACUUUAGCUAUUUGAAAACCGUUCGCGAGUAUAACGGUGAUCGUAUGGAAGUGGAUUUCAUAAACUUUCUUAAAGACCCAGACGCCGCACCGAAAAAGAGUGAGAAAGCAGUAGAACCAUUCGCUGAUUUCCAAGGUUCUGAGCAAAUAUUAUUGCUGACGGACAGUAACUUUGAAGAAGUUAUCAAGCGGGAACCCAAUCUUCUGAUUAUGUUCUAUGCGCCUUGGUGUGGCCAUUGUAAAAACAUGAAACCUGAGUUUGCAAAAGCCGCACUACUAUUGACAGAACAAAAUGUAUCAGCAAAGGUCGCCGCUCUGGAUUGCACAGUGCACACAAAGGCCGCGUCGCAAUUCGAAAUUCGUGGAUACCCAACAUUGAAGUUCUUUCGAGAAGGACAAUUUCAACGUAACUACGAGGGAAAACGUACCGCCCAAGACAUGCUCAAAUUUCUUCGCACUGGAGGAUCAACCACGAAGGAUGAGUUGUAAAAGUACAAUGCACUGAAAAGCACAGCACGAUAAUAGACUGUUUCAAAUUUAACAUUAAUUUCGUCAGCGCAUUGUUUUCAAUUCUAAGCAAUGCCACUUCUGAAAUUGCUUACAAUACGUUUACUACCUCCUACACUUGUCUCUCAAUGGUUUUUGUUUAAUUAAUGUAUAUAAAUAUCGUUCACCAUGUCGUCUUCAUCCCUCAGAAAAUAAUAUUUUUUUUCUUUUUAACGACUAGCAAAUUAAAAUUUAAUUCAUU